This is a messenger RNA of Encephalitozoon hellem ATCC 50504, 342 nucleotides long. RefSeq lists its product as uncharacterized. Lineage: Eukaryota; Fungi; Microsporidia; Unikaryonidae. The transcript has a single exon. The coding region runs from base 1 to 342 and encodes 113 amino acids. The record is from RefSeq and is a predicted model, not a curated record.
AUGAGUGCAGAUGCUUUUUCACUUAACAAGGGCAGAUACAAGGUCAUCGAGGUGCUGUGCAUAUCCAAGUCACUGCUUUCAUUGAAGACAGAAAUAGAAAUUCCCAAGAGCAUGCACAAAGCAUUGGUUCAGAGCGAAUCUGGAUAUAAAAUUGUUUAUUUCAUCGAUCCAAUAGACUUUGGUGCAGGAAGCAGAAUACUUCUUAAGGAAAAAGUGAAUUCCCUGCUGCUCAGGAACAUUGACUACGUAAUAACAUAUAGAAAGAAUUAUAGAACAAACACUGCACUGGUCGAAAAAUUGCUCCUCAAAAAUACUGAAAAUACGCGUUGGGUUAAGCCAUGA